CUGGGCAUAGAGAGCUGCUAUACCACAUAGAGACAUGGCCAGUAAGAAGGCUGCUAACAGGCGACAGAGGGGUGCCCAGAAGACCUGCUCCAAUGUCUUCUCCAUGUUUGAGCAGUCCCAGAUCCAGGAGUUCAAGGAGGCGUUCGGCUGUAUCGAUCAAGACAGAGAUGGUGUUAUCAAAAAACAGGACCUAAAGGAAACAUAUGCGCAGCUCGGGAAGCUGAACGUCAAGGAUGAGGAGCUGGAUGAAAUGUUGAACGAAGGAAAGGGUCCAAUCAACUUCACCGUGUUCCUCAGUCUUUUUGGAGAGAAACUCAACGGCACAGACCCUGAGGACACCAUCCUCGCUGCAUUCAAGCUCUUUGAUCCAAACGCCACCGGAUUUGUCAACAAGGAAGAGUUCAGGCGAUUACUAAUGAACCAGGCAGACAAAUUUACAGCAGAGGAGGUGGACCAGGCCUUCUCUGUGGCUCCAAUUGACGUGGCAGGCAACAUCGACUACAAGUCACUCUGUUACAUCAUCACUCACGGGGACGAGAAGGAGGAGUCCUAAAGACCCAUGACCCCCGACAGAGCAGAGCUGGAACCUCUUCUGUGCUUGUCUGCUGCCAGUGCCAACACAUCAAAGGACAAAUUAAAAUCCACGCCCGUGUGUAAAAUGUCUGUCUGUGGUUACAUUUAGAUCCAGGACAGUUUCCAUUUGUACUCUGCCGCAGUGUAAUAAAGGUGUUGUCAUCUUUGUAAAUG
Esox lucius (northern pike) is the source of this 747-nucleotide messenger RNA. RefSeq names its product myosin, light chain 7, regulatory (gene myl7). Gene Ontology annotation, biological process: heart contraction; cardiac muscle tissue development. Gene Ontology annotation, molecular function: calcium ion binding. Gene Ontology annotation, cellular component: myofibril; cytoplasm. The record is from RefSeq and is marked provisional. NCBI's taxonomy places the organism in Eukaryota, Metazoa, Chordata, Actinopteri, Esociformes, Esocidae.